UCAGGCUUCUGCAGGGGCAGCUGAGCAGGACCCACAGCUCAUGUGUGGGAUGGAUUCAUUACAGUUGCUCUCAGUGGCUGCCACAACUGAUCUGUGCAACAGGGAGCCGGAGCUGAACCUCCUCUGUGCAUGAAAACACUCUGCAAACAUGGCUGGUAAGAUUCAGAGUCUGACUGAGGAGGAGAGGGCCCACCUCCUGCCCCUGCUACGCAACGCUCAGUGGGUGGAGGUUGUGGGGCGGGACGCCAUUUACAAAGAGUUUGUAUUUAAAGACUUUAAUCAGGCUUUUGGUUUCAUGUCCAGAGUGGCUCUACAAGCGGAGAAGAUGGACCAUCAUCCCGAGUGGUUCAAUGUCUAUAAUAAGGUCCAGAUCACUCUCAGCACACAUGACUGUGGAGGGCUGUCCCAGCGUGACAUCACUUUGGCCACGUUCAUGGACCAAGCAUCUGUGAUGUGACCAACACACUUUCAGUGGAAGUCAUACAUCCUCAUAUUGUGACAUGCAGAACCCAGAGAAUAUGAACUAGUCUUUCGGUUGAAUAACGUAGCCGUCUGUAAAGGGUCCAAUGUGUUUUUGAAAAUAUGCUGUUGUUGGUUUUGCACACGGUGAAUGAGAUUAUUGGCCAAAGGAAAAGGUAAAAUCAUGUUUACACAUCAAAGUCUAAAAGUGAUUCCUCAGCAACCAUUCCAGUUGUCAUUACAUAUUACAUUCACACCGGUGCGUGUUUCCCUCUGUCGCAGCAUGUCUUAUGUGCCUAAUGUUUUUGUACUUGACUGUCAGUAAAAAGUAAUUUUCCUGAAAAA
This is a messenger RNA of Scophthalmus maximus (turbot), 804 nucleotides long. RefSeq names its product pterin-4 alpha-carbinolamine dehydratase/dimerization cofactor of hepatocyte nuclear factor 1 alpha (gene pcbd1). The coding region runs from base 149 to 457 and encodes 102 amino acids. Gene Ontology annotation, molecular function: 4-alpha-hydroxytetrahydrobiopterin dehydratase activity. The transcript has 4 exons. Lineage: Eukaryota; Metazoa; Chordata; Actinopteri; Pleuronectiformes; Scophthalmidae. The record is from RefSeq and is a predicted model, not a curated record. Gene Ontology annotation, biological process: tetrahydrobiopterin biosynthetic process.